AUGCAGCGGUCUCAACUUGCAAGGAAGUUUGCCACACAGGUUGGCGCUUAUUCUCUACUCCGUGGCCGGUGCCACGCAGUGUCGACAUGGAAGGUUAUGGCUACUCAAGCUGUUACUAUUCCGAUGUACCUUCCUGUUCGGUUUCACUCUGAAGGUCACGCAGCGGGGGAGGAAGCCGGUCGAACUGGGCAGUACCUCCUAAACAAAGAUGACGUUCUGACACGUGUACUUGAAGUCGUCAAAAACUUUGAGAAAGUCGAUGCCUCAAAGGUAACACCGCAGUCACACUUCGUCAAUGAUCUUGGAUUGAACUCACUGGACGUUGUUGAAGUUGUUUUUGCUAUCGAGCAAGAGUUUAUUUUAGACAUCCCAGAUCAUGAUGCCGAGAAAAUUCAGUCUAUUACCGAUGCAGUGGAGUACAUUUCUCAGAACCCAAUGGCCAAGUAA
This is a messenger RNA of Trypanosoma brucei brucei TREU927, 447 nucleotides long. RefSeq names its product acyl carrier protein, mitochondrial precursor, putative (gene Tb927.3.860). Gene Ontology annotation, biological process: fatty acid biosynthetic process. Bases 1 to 447 code for a protein of 148 amino acids. NCBI's taxonomy places the organism in Eukaryota, Euglenozoa, Kinetoplastea, Trypanosomatida, Trypanosomatidae. The record is from RefSeq and is a predicted model, not a curated record. Gene Ontology annotation, molecular function: acyl binding; acyl carrier activity. The transcript has a single exon. Gene Ontology annotation, cellular component: mitochondrion.